UGCGGAAGAGCAGCGAUGCGCUUGCGCAACAUCCACAUGGCCUAGGCACCUUAAGGAUUAGAUUUGUGGCGGUAAAAUUUAGUUCUGCAACAACUUUUGGGUAUAAUCAAGCCCUGCUCUACUAACCUUAAAGGUGAACUCUAGGCAAUUGCCGUUUACUAAUUUUAAUAAGAUGGCUGAAAAUAAUACAGAGGAUGUUACAAAAAAACUGGAAGAGGCGUCAUUGACCUUGGAAGAGGUCUCCUUUGCAGGCCAAGGAUUAAAGUUGGACAAAGCUGAAGAUGCUGAUGCAAUAGUAAAGGCUUUAAAUGAUGCAAAAUUAGUACAUGCCUUAAGACUAGAUGGAAAUACAAUUGGAGCUGAUGCAGCAAAAAGCAUUGCAGUUGCAUUACAAAAGCAUCCUGAAUUUCAGCGAGCUCUUUGGAGUGACAUAUUUACAGGCAGAGUCAGGAGUGAAAUACCACCAUCACUGAUGUCUUUAGGCGAUGCUUUGAUAGAAUCUGGUGCUAAACUCAAAGAGCUUGAUCUUUCUGACAAUGCUUUUGGACCAGAUGGAGUCAAAGCCAUCAAAAAGCUUCUUAUGAGCCCUGUAUGCUACUCUUUAGAAGUAUUGAGGUUAAAUAACAAUGGACUUGGUAUUGGAGGAGGCAGGAUUUUGUCUGAGGCUCUGCUGCAAUGCCACAAAUCAAGUGUUGAUGCCGGGACCCCGCUGCAACUAAAAGUUUUUAUAUCAGGCAGAAAUCGCUUAGAAAAUGAAGGUGCAAUUGCUAUGUCUGAAGUUUUCAAGACACUGAAAAGUUUGGAAGUAAUCCAGAUGCCACAAAAUGGAAUACAUCAUCCUGGUAUUACUGCGCUGGUCGAAUCUUUUUCACACAAUCAAAACUUGAAGGUGGCGAAUUUAAACGACAACACUUUUGGAACUCGGGGAGCUUUGAGUCUGGCUAAGGUCCUUCCUGAUAUGAAUACCUUGAAAGUAUUGAAUCUUGGCGAUACCCUCGUUAGAAACAAAGGUGCCAUGGCGAUCGCAACUGCGUUUAAGAGAGGAGCAACAGCAUUGGAGGAAAUAAUUCUGUACGGGAAUGAAAUCAGAUUAGACGGAGCAAUGGCCGUAGUUGAUGCAAUUGGGCAUCGAAACAAUAUCAAACUUUUAAACUUGGAUGGGAAUCAACUGGGUGACAGCGUUGAUGACGUCAUAGAGAAAAUGACGUCCUAUGGGAAAAAAAAUAUACUUGCUCCGUUUGAAGAAAAUGAAGAACCUGAUUCAGAAGAAGAAGAUGAACCGGUAGAUGAUGAAGAAGAAGAAGGAGAGGAAGUGGUCGUCUCAAGAGACACGUGUGGUGACGACCUGGAAUUGGAAAUUAAAGGAAUUGGGCUUUCACCCGAUUCGAAGCAGCUCAAAGAUGAUGCGCAAAUUGCCACUGCUACACUCGAAGACGCCAAGAAUUUCCUGGGAAACCCUUCUCUAAAAACGCUUUCGAAUAUACCGCAGAAUCAAAGGAGAUCUCUCAUUAAAGACGCUAUGAAGGAAUAUUCAGAUAACACAUGGAGAACUGCAAAACUAUUUGUUAAGGCUUCAGUUGCUUUGAAAGAUGACAAAGAUGGCCUAGGCGUGGUCUCGGAUGCGAUCCUUGAAGAAGCAUUUAAGAAAGACGAUGCAAAGCAAAAAGCCUUGGUCAAUUCAUUACUUGUUUACAUGGGACUCUUAAAGAGUGAAGAGAAAGUUGAAGUCGCAACCGACAUCUCUGGACCAUUAACUGCUCUGGAGCAUGUAGCUCGACAGGAUUACUUUCCAAAGCAGAUGGCAAAAUACUUUGUUGCUUUCAUUUCAAGGCCAAGCACCAUAUUAGAUGCGUAUUCUGACAAGAGACACAACUUACUUCAGACGUUGUAUAAGUUUUAGUAUUUCACUCUUAGCAAGAAGUACGCAGUCUUGUGAUAAAUAUAUCGACAUUGCAGCCUGUUGCCAUGUGCCAUCCAUGUAAGUCGUGGUAUUUAACUGCAAUUAAAACAUUAUAAACAAAGGGUUUGUGCAUUAGGUAAUGUUAGAUAAUUGGUAUUCUGUCAGUGUAGCCAGGCUGUAAGAGAUAGAGUUUCACAAGCCUCUAUGUUUUUAAACGGGAAAACCACGAACCAUGAUCCUAUUCUUUGUCCAUUGCCGUCUUGAAGACCCUUCCAUUUCUAUAGAAGCUUCCCCUUAAAUCAAUCCCUACGAAGCAUUCUUUGAAUUGAAUUUUUCUAAGUAUGCAUAUUCACAGACUAAAUAUACAUGAAAAUAAUUAAAAAACCAAAAGCUUGUUUGAUAAUAAAUCACCAUGCAUCAAUAUACUAAUGAUUAUUACUGCUAGGUAGCUGUUAGUUCAGUUUGAUAGUAGUAUAGCAGUUUGAUAGUUGCACGUCAAACUCGAAGUUGAAACUAGAAACUUUAUCAAUCUAAGAAUUGCCAGUGUUCUAAUAGUUCUGUUGUCAACACACGUUCAUCACUCCCCUUCUUGAAAUGCCCCUGUAUUCAGGCAAACCCUACCUCUUCUUCUCAAUUACAACAGAAUCACAACAUUGCAAUAAAUCUCUUUGCAAUAAUUCACAUAAAAUGCACAGUGAAAUACAAAUUCUUUUUCUUGAUCAGUUACGUCACUACAAAACUCAGCUAGAAGUGGACGGGGAUCAUCCAUUUAUUCGAGUAGUUGGUAUGGAAGGGUCUUUGUACGAGUGUAUUUUCUCGUCUAUGCAUAAUGUUAUAAAAACAGAAUAAAAAAACGUUGUUUUUCUUGGCAGCUACUUGCAUAUUUUUUAGCUGAAUUGAAACUGAACACGACUGGCAAUUUCAAUUGCAGCAUUGCAAUUGAAUGCAAAAA
Rhopilema esculentum is the source of this 2852-nucleotide messenger RNA. Its product is annotated as ran GTPase-activating protein 1. The record is from RefSeq and is a predicted model, not a curated record. NCBI's taxonomy places the organism in Eukaryota, Metazoa, Cnidaria, Scyphozoa, Rhizostomeae, Rhizostomatidae. Gene Ontology annotation, molecular function: small GTPase binding; GTPase activator activity. Gene Ontology annotation, cellular component: perinuclear region of cytoplasm; cytosol; nucleus. Gene Ontology annotation, biological process: nucleocytoplasmic transport; signal transduction; activation of GTPase activity.